Messenger RNA from Paralichthys olivaceus (Japanese flounder), 3879 nucleotides. RefSeq names its product septin 15 (gene septin15). NCBI's taxonomy places the organism in Eukaryota, Metazoa, Chordata, Actinopteri, Pleuronectiformes, Paralichthyidae. The record is from RefSeq and is a predicted model, not a curated record. Gene Ontology annotation, molecular function: GTPase activity; molecular adaptor activity; GTP binding. Gene Ontology annotation, cellular component: microtubule cytoskeleton; septin complex; cell division site. Gene Ontology annotation, biological process: intracellular protein localization; cilium assembly; cytoskeleton-dependent cytokinesis.
UCUAAUCCGGAUGUAGAACCUGACACAGUCAGCCUCCUCCCAGAAAGGAGAACAGCCGGAGCGUUCUUCUCCAGUGAUCUGCAUCUGUAGUGGCCUCCUCCGCUGCCAUAUGUAAUUUAACCUCAUUCAUUCGCCCUCGGACCUCAUUUGGCUUCGUGUUCGCUGUAGACGGUGUGUUUCGCGGCGCGUCCCCCUCCGCUGCGUCUGUCUCCCGGACGUUUAUCGGUGUCUGCCUCGGUGACUGUCGGUUGCAGGCGGGCCGGUGAAAACACAGGACGAUGAUCGAGCGACCAGAGACCGCUGUUCCCAGCAUCGCCCAGCGGAACCUUGAGGGCUAUGUGGGCUUCGCCAAUCUUCCCAACCAGGUGUAUAGGAAGUCGGUCAAAAGAGGUUUUGAGUUUACAUUGAUGGUUGUUGGUGAGUCUGGUCUUGGGAAAUCAACACUCAUCAACUCCCUGUUCCUGACUGACCUGUACUCCAAGGACUACCCUGGGCCAUCCCAGCGCAUUAAGAAGACUGUGCAGGUGGAGCAAUCCAAAGUGCUGAUCAAGGAAGGAGGGGUCCAGCUGACACUCACCAUUGUGGAUACACCAGGCUUUGGAGAUGCAGUGGAUAACAGUAACUGUUGGCAGCCUGUUAUAAACUAUAUCGACAGUAAGUGUGAGGACUUCCUGAACGCAGAGUCGAGGGUAAACCGCAGAUCCAUGCCCGACAACAGAGUCCACUGCUGCCUUUAUUUCAUUGCACCCUCUGGACAUGGUCUGAAACCAUUGGACAUAGAAUUCAUGAAGAGACUCCACGACAAAGUAAAUGUCAUCCCUCUUAUUGCAAAAGCCGACACUCUGACCCCUGAAGAGUGCCAGCUCUUUAAAAAACAGAUAAUGAAAGAGAUACAAGAACACAAAAUCAAGAUUUAUGAAUUCCCAGACACGGAGGACGACGAGGACAACAAGCUCAUCCGAAAGAUAAAGGAGAAGAUGCCUCUGGCUGUAGUCGGCAGCAACGUGGUGAUUGAGGUGAACGGCAAGAAGGUCAGAGGUCGCCAGUACCCAUGGGGCGUGGCAGAAGUGGAGAAUGGCGAACACUGCGAUUUCACCGUGCUCCGCAACAUGCUCAUAAGAACCCAUAUGCAGGAUCUGAAGGAUGUUACCAACAAUGUCCACUACGAGAAUUAUCGCAGUAAGAAACUCGCUGCCGUCACUUGUAAUGGAGUGGACACUUCCAAGACCAAGGGACAGCUCACAAAGAGUCCCUUGGCACAGAUGGAGGAGGAGCGGAGGGAGCACGUGAUGAAAAUGAAAAAGAUGGAGGCAGAGAUGGAACAGGUGUUCGAAAUGAAGGUGAAGGAGAAGAAGCAGAAACUGAAGGAUUCGGAGGCUGAGCUCGAGCGACGGCACGAACAGAUGAAGAGGAACUUGGAGGCGCAGUACAAAGAGCUGGAGGAGAAGAGACGAGUGUUUGAGGAUGAGAAGGUCAACUGGGAGGCUCAGCAGCGAAUCCUCGAGCAGCAGAAACUGGAUGCCUCAAAGACGAUGGAAAAGAACAAGAAGAAGGGGAAAAUCUUUUGAAGAGAGAGCCAUGGCCUGUUCCUUCAGUUUUACACAACCUCAUUUUCUCUUCUUCCUCUUCCUCAUGUCUACUGUGGCCCUCAGAACAUAAACACACAAUCACACACACUUUCAGAUAUAUAUAUUCAGCUCAUUCCAUAACAUUCCUCUGUGUUGCAUUUAACAUUUACACACACUUAGAUAUAUCAAUGCCCACAAUCUCCCACAUGCUUAUCUCUCUGCAGGGUUUUACCAUGUUUGCGGAAUCGUUUUCAUUUUCUUGAGGAAUGCAUGUGUCUGUGAAAGUCUAUUUUCCUAUAUUUCCUGACAAAGAGGAGAAGCCCGAUUUCCUCUGAGAGUACAGUGAACACAUGGCAGGGACCAUGCAUAGCCAUUUGUACACAUGUAGUAGUUGUACAUUCUCUAGAUAUUCGUAGAUGGAUAGAUGUACUAUCUCCCUCCUCAAUGCCAUCUUUUUUAUUGUUCUCAAAUAUGUUAUACAAGAGGAGACACACUCAGACAUUCAGUCACAAGGAGCUUGGGGAGAGUGUGUUCGGAGAAGACAGAGGGUUCAGUAUGUGAGUGAAGGCAGGGUAACUGAGCGUCAGCGGGGGAGGAAGAAGUCAGGUGGAAGGGAGGCCCAGGUCACACUCACAGUGGCUCAGUUUAAUGGAUCUGUGUGUCUUGGUAACAGCUCAUCGGUUAAUUAGCUGUUGAACUGAAUAAUAAGACACGAGCCAGCUGUCAACAUGCUAGCCUUACUCUACUUCCUCUUCACAUUUCAUUCUCUGGGUUUUGCAUCACUACUUUCAUUAAGGUUUCAUGUGUUAGCCAGCAAAGUUGUCAGUUGAUGGGUGAUACUUGUGAAUAUAAGAAUGUGUUUGCCAAUGGACCUUAUUGUCCCAUUACUAGUGAGUUGCUCCAUUAUAAAAUAUGUAGAUAAGUGAAAUAAUAAUUUAUAAUAACACUUAUUUGUCUCAUCGACUAUUAUCUCAUACAGAUGGUUUCAUUAGAGGUAACAGGUGAUUGGCCAGUGGAGCAGACAAAACUUCACCCUCAAACUAAAUGUUUCUGUUUUUUAAAUGCUGGUGUGCCUGGGCCUUGAGAUGGGAUCCCCUGUGAAGCGACAGGUGUGUGGUGUUGAAUGCUAUGUCUGAGGUCAUACAGACAGGAGAAAGGAGAUUUGUGUGACAGCAGCCUGGAUAGUGUCAGUGCAGUGUGUGUUUCUUAUUUAAAUAGAAGAUAUUAUGCAAAAGCCUCAUCGGUGUCUACAACUUAACAGGUUACAGCGAUUACAAAGAUGUUUCAUAUUGUGAUGUAAGUGCUGGAUGUUGUCAUAGACCUGAACCCCACUGUCCAGAUUAUUGUGAUAUUUUCACUUUUGGUAAAACAACCAAGGAAAAGUUUAAAUAUUUCUCUCUUUCUCCUUGAUUUCCCACAAAGGCAGCUGUUCAGAGAUGUUUGCCAAUUCAGCCAUAACUUUGUCUCUGACUUCAGAUAUUCAAAUUCAAAUGCUCCUGCAGACAAUAGAAUAUUUCCCCUUAGCUGUCAAUCAGAAUAGAGUCCAGGUCUGAGCCAAUUCACAUUUAGAAAGCAGCACACGGUGCCACACAGUCUAACCUUUAUUAAAACUUUCCCAGAGUUGUCAUGUUUUAUUUUCAUAUAAGGAUGAUAGUACUAUGCGCACGGUUGACGUAGGACUCCUUUCCCUGUAGUAUUCUUUAAUAACUCUUAGAUUACUCAGUUAUUUUUAGUUUUUUAAUCUACCUGCAUUUAGAGCAAACUGCUAAAGGGACAAACCUUAUACCUUCAACACAGUAAAUAUUGCCUGUCUGUUUUUGAUGGAAAUGCAUAUUUUAUGUACAUACUGGAGGCUGCUCAGUGGCCUUUGUUUCUUGAGGUGAAUUUAUUUUUCUGGAAUAACGACAGAACUUGUACUCUGGACAGAACUCCUCAAUACCCCAUGAUUAAAGGUCCUCACAUUUAUACACAAACACACACACACACACACACACACACACACACACACACACCUAUAUAUAAAUAUGCCAAGAGUACACCUUCUCAGGACUGCUCCAAUACACUAGAUGUUUUCUUUAGUUCCAGAGAAAAGAAACUCUGUUGUUCUACAAGAUUAAACCAAUUGAACCACUCACCUUCUAAUAACACCAAGGAAGAUAGAUUUAAGUUAAGGUGGAUUUUGUUUUUGUAAUAUUUUCUUUUAUAUAUAUACUGUAUGUACACUGUUUUCUGCUUCUCUUCUUUGUUUUAUCGUGUCUUCUAGCUCUAACUGUACAUGUUUAAUAUUAAAGUUGACAAGGUUAUGCUUUAA